UGAAAAGAUAAAAAAGAAAAGAAAAAGAGUAUGUAGAGAGAGGGAGAGAGAGUGUGUGUUAAAAAGCUGUCAGCAUUCAGUGCCAUACCCAAGCUCCCAAAGUACAGAAGCAACGCAGUUGGGGCUUUUAAUCUCUGCCCACAAUUACAAACCCUCGAUCUCAUGGUUCAGACGCAUGAUUAAUCUCUUACGCAUUUAACCCUAGACUUCUCUGACAUAUCUAUCUCACAAAUUUGAUUGUCAGUACAGCGCCAUGAGAGCAUCCCUUCUUUUUCUCACCUUCUCAACACUGUUGGUCAUUUAUGUUCUUCAGUUUCAAGCUCAUGCUGCUCCUGCAGCACCCUUGGUUAAACACUUUGCUUCUCUUAUCAAAUGGACCAAGUCUUCUUCAAAAACACCCCAAUCAGAUGGGAAUGUCCUUCAAUUUGAGGAUGGCUAUCUAGUUGAAACCGUUGUGGAAGGAAAUGCGCUCGGAGUUGUGCCUUACUCAAUCCGUGUCUCAGAGGAGGGUGAACUCUUUGCUGUUGAUAAUGUUAAUAGCAACAUUGUUCGAAUUACUCCACCAUUGUCUCAAUAUAGUAGGGCAAGAUUGGUUGCUGGGUCAUUUCAGGGUUACACAGGACAUAUUGAUGGAAAACCGAGUGAUGCUCGUUUUAAUCAUCCUAAAGGCAUAACCAUGGAUGAUAAAGGAAAUGUAUACGUUGCUGACACCUCAAAUCUUGCCAUAAGAAAAAUAGGAGAAGCAGGUGUGACAACAAUUGCUGGAGGGAAAUCAAAUGUUGCAGGGUACAGGGAUGGGCCAAGCGAGGACGCAAAGUUCUCUACUGACUUUGAUGUGGUAUAUGUUCGGCCUACCUGCUCAUUGUUAGUUAUUGACAGAGGAAAUGCUGCUCUUCGGCAGAUCUCUCUCAAUCAAGAGGAUUGUGAUUUCCAAUAUAAUUCCAUCUCUGCAACAGAUGUCUUUAUGGUUAUUGGUGCUGUCUUGAUAGGAUAUGCUUCAUGCAUCCUUCAGCAGGGAUUUGGACCUUCAUUUUUCUCGAAGCAACAAUUGUUGGAGAGUGAAUCUCAAGAUCUACCUAUGAAGGAGAAGCCAACUCUUAUUGUGGAAACCAUAAAAGAUGAACCAGUAGAAGCAGGGUGGCCAUCAUUUGGCCAGCUUGUCAUAGAUCUGUCCAAACUCGCACUUGAAGCGUUGGCUGGCAUCUUCCUUUACUUCAUACCAUUCCAAUUCAGACGUAAGAGCCCCAAGGGUAGCCUUACUCCGUUGAAAGAUUCUCUCAUAAUGCCCGAAGAUGUUGUGGAACCCCCAUUUGUUCAAAAGCAGAGAACUCCUGCUCCUCUUACUGAAACCCAGCAGGCUCAUAUUCCAAAUGCUAGUGAUAAACAUUCGGAAAUGAAGCCUCCUAAGAUAAGAUCAACCAGCUUUAAAGAUCCUUCUUUGUCAACCAAGCACAGGUCUUCAAAACGACAAGACUAUGCAGAAUUCUAUGGACCAGGCGAGGUUCCUACUUAUAGCCAAUCCAGGUCUAAGAGCCAUAAAGAAAGAACAAAGCACCGCCAACGGAAUAAAAGCGGAGAGGUUGUUUAUGAAGCGGCUGGUGUAGAGCCAAAACCUAUCGAAACCAAGGCAGUGAAUUAUGAUGAUCAGAAGUAUGACCGUUUCAAUAUCAGGAGCAAGUACGGGGAGUCAUUUCGUUUUGAUUAGUCUGCGAUCGUUUAAUGACCCCCUUUUCAGCUCUUCUUCCAUGGAGUUAGGUUUCUUUUUCAGCUGUAGUCUGUAUAAGUGCGUACUGAGGCUGGAAACUAGAGACUUGUUUGUGUCUCAUUGUAAAAACAAGUGAAUCUUUGUGUCUGAGAUUUAAAUGUGUUUAGAUUCAGGAAUUUUCUUGGUUCCUUUAAGAGGUGGGUGUGCUGGUGUGAUGUUCUCUAAAGUGCCUUGCAAAUUGAGCUAUCAUACAGCUGUGGGUACUAAGAUCAUUCUAGUAUGAUGAAUAAUUUUGAGGCAGACAACACUGAAGAGCAUGAAAUGCUGCCAUGGGUUUAGAACCGAGAUGAUUUUCAAGGCUAUUUUUCCAGUCCAAGAGGGGAUGUUUCGGACAGUCCUGACUGUAGAUCAGUUAUUAGUAUAUGUAUUUUUGAACUAUUGUUGCGUCCUCCAUGAUUCUUAAUGUUUUUAUUUAAAGAAUUCCAAAGAUUAUGCAUUCUUAUCCUAA
Molecule: messenger RNA, 2213 nt
Organism: Cornus florida
Lineage: Eukaryota; Viridiplantae; Streptophyta; Magnoliopsida; Cornales; Cornaceae
Exons: 7
Coding region: 254-1705 (483 amino acids)
Molecular function (GO): protein binding
Source: RefSeq, a predicted model, not a curated record